This is a messenger RNA of Suillus bovinus, 819 nucleotides long. RefSeq lists its product as uncharacterized. Bases 1 to 819 code for a protein of 272 amino acids. The transcript has 9 exons. Lineage: Eukaryota; Fungi; Basidiomycota; Agaricomycetes; Boletales; Suillaceae. The record is from RefSeq and is a predicted model, not a curated record.
AUGCUCUCCAAAUCCUUCGCUCUUUUUGCUGCCUUCGCUGCAUUCGUCCCUGCUUUUGCAGCCCCCCUUCCAGGAGGCGUAGCUGACGUGACUGCCGUUGUUACCAACGUUGCCAACGACCUUGUGGCCAACGUAGCGACAAAACGCGCUGGGGUAGACCCCGUCGUCUUCGACGAAGUCAUCAAAAGACUUGAAUUCACGCAACGAGACAGCGGGUGCGGUCUCGCUGACAUCGACGUUAUCGUCAGCAACGUGCUAAACAAUGUUACAAUUAACAUCUUGAAGCGUGGUGACUGCGAUGUUGUCGGAGUUUCUGCUGCGGUGGUCGAUGUAUUGAACAACUUGCACGUCAAUGUUGCAUCACCCUCUAAGCGUGGUGAAUACUCGCUCGAGCAACUCGAGUCGAUCGUCUCAAGCACAGCAAGUAACCAGGGCUACAACGUUCCAAGUGGAAAGCGCUCCGAUGCUGAGGAUUCUGCUGCUGUGAACCGCAUCCUUGAACAGCUCAGCGGCAAUGUUAAGCGCUCCAAGGCCUCUCCAUACACUGUUUCUCAAAUUGCCUCUGCGCUCGCACAAGUCCUUAACGAGAACCAGGCCAGAGACGUGACCCCUGAAGCCCUCCUCGACGAGCUUCUUGGCGGUGCAGUCCUUGCCAAACGCGCUGACCUUGUCGACGCUGUUGUCGCGGUGACGAACGAUCUUAACAAUGCCAAUGUGAACGUCCUCACCCGUGGUGACGUUGAUGUCCUUGCAUACGUUGAGAAUGUUGCAGAAGACGCGACUGUCAACGUUCUCACCCGCGAUGAGGCCUUGAACUGA